This is a messenger RNA of Dreissena polymorpha, 4747 nucleotides long. RefSeq names its product electrogenic sodium bicarbonate cotransporter 1-like. The transcript has 20 exons. Lineage: Eukaryota; Metazoa; Mollusca; Bivalvia; Myida; Dreissenidae. Gene Ontology annotation, cellular component: plasma membrane. The record is from RefSeq and is a predicted model, not a curated record. Gene Ontology annotation, biological process: monoatomic anion transport; regulation of intracellular pH; transmembrane transport. Gene Ontology annotation, molecular function: sodium:bicarbonate symporter activity; solute:inorganic anion antiporter activity; monoatomic anion transmembrane transporter activity. The coding region runs from base 83 to 3478 and encodes 1131 amino acids.
UAGAAAGCAUUAUACAGACAAGUCUUAUGUGGACUUACCGGAUCUGACCAAACCAGCAAGUGCUAAAAGCAGCGUAGUCACCAUGGACAACGCAACGGAACCGGAAAUAGAGGCGCACAAUUUACAUGGGGACUCUCUGAGCGCUGCAGAGGCGGCUACAGAGAGGGUUGCGACUCUUAUCGGGGAUGACUUUGAAUGCAAUGGCCUGUUCUGUCAGAUGGACAUGCUGCGUCCCUACAAGAACGAUCUGGUCUGGAAAGAGAUGGCCAGGUGGAUUCGCUACGAGGAGGCGGUGGAGGAGGGCGGUCAGCGCUGGUCCAAGCCGCACGUGGCCUCGCUCAUGAUGGAGGCGCUACAGGACCUCCAGUGCAUGCUGGGAACCUGUCCAGUACUGCUGGACAUCACCGCGGGAACCAUGCGCGAGAUUGCCUGUGAUGUUUCUAGAGCGUGGACCGCCGACGGAGAUAUCCCAAGGAUUUGGCGUGAACAGUUCGAGGCCAUCCUUACCAAACCGCACAUGUUCCAGCACAAUGAGAAGAAGAAGAAGCACCAGAAUUCCCUCAACCUACACAAGAUGAUUAUUACGCCUGGAGAUGGUCACGUCAACAAGGGUUACGAUGGCAACGAGUCUAACAACUCGCUCCAACUCCCGGGCGAGACCAUAUGUCCCGAUUCACCGUCCCUGGCUCUGGGAGAGAUGAAUAAGUCGUUUCUGCGGAAGAUCCCACCCGGCUCGGAGGUGGCCAAUCUUCUCGUGGGCGAGAACAAUCAGCUCGACAAGAUCAUUGCCGCCUUCGUCCGCCUUAAGAGGGCGGGUAACGUUGGGGACAUAACUGAGGUGAACCUGGCAACAAAAUUCCUCUUCGUCGUACUGGGUCCCCGCUCGCACCUGGGUCACUGCGCAGAGAUGUGCCGCUGUAUGGCAGCCCUGCUCACGGAUGAGUUCUUCCGAAUCGUCGCGUACAGGGGCACGAACCGGCAGGACCUGCUGGCUGGCAUGCAGGAGUUCUCCCUUCACCUUACAGUGCUGCCCCCUGGCGUCUGGAACCCCAACACGCGCAUCGAGCCUCCAGACGAGAAACCUUCACAAGUGUAUCGGAAGACGGGUAAUCUGAACAGCAGCAAGCACAAGAACGCCAUCGUUGACCUUGAUAAGCUCAAGGACGGCGAUCAUGAGGACGAGGUCGAAGGUCACUCUGACCCGACACUGGUCAGGACUGGAAAGCUGUUCGGCGGGCUGAGGAACGACAUCCGGCGGAAGUUACCGUUCAUGCUGUCAGACUUCAAGGACGCUUUCCACAUCCAAUGUAUCGCUUCCUUCUUCUUCCUCUUCCUGGCCUCUCUCACCCCAAACGUCACAUUUGGUGGUCUUCUCACAACCACUACAGACAACUAUAUGGGUACGAUAGAGUGUAUCCUCUCAGCAGCUAUUUCCGGUGUCCUGUUCGCGCUGUUUUCCGGCCAGCCCCUCAACAUCCUUGCCAGUACAGGGCCCAUGCUGAUUUUGGAAGGCAUCCUUUAUCGAUUCUGCGUCGACCAUGAUUGGGACUUCAUGCCUUUCCGAGUCUGGGUCGGCUUCUGGACCGGCUUCUUCAUUCUUCUCAUCGUCGCCUUCGACCUGAGCGCGCUCGUGCGUUACAUCACGCGCUUCACCGAGGAGAGUUUUGCGGCGCUCGUCGCGCUCAUCUUCAUAUACGAAGCGUUCAAAAAGUCGUUUGAGAUAGAGCACACGUCGCCGCUUCAUCUACAUCCUCUAAAAAAUCCGGCUGCGUGCUUAUGUAUCCUGGAGAACUCGACUGGUGGGAACGCGACGCUGAAUUUGACUACGCUGGCUGCACCAUCUGUAAGCGGCCUGUUGGAGACGAACGUUACAAGUCUUCCGAUAACCGGAACGACACAGACGCUGUCGUACCUCGCGCAAAUCUGCACGGAUCUCGGCGGAUACAUUUCCGGUGUCGGCUGCUCAGACAGGCACGUACCGGACGUGUUUGUGUUUUCGCUCCUUCUUUUCUUUGGAACAUUUAUCCUCGCCACGGUCCUUGUCAAUUUCCGGCACAGUUUAUUCUUUCCGACCUUAGUGCGCACCAACGUGAGUGACUUCUCUGUUAUCAUCUCCAUCAUUGUCAUGGUAGGCAUCGACGCCGCCCUGGGCAUCCCGACGCCAAAACUGACCGUACCCACAGAGUUCAAGCCGACGAAACCCGGUCGGCCGUGGUUGAUCAACCCCAUCAGCCCAAAGAACCCCUGGUGGCUUUACCUCCUGAGUGCACUUCCGGCGCUCCUUGCAACCAUCCUGAUCUUCAUGGACCAGCAGAUCACCGCGGUCAUCGUCAACCGCCGCGAAAACAAACUCAAGAAAGGUUCCGGGUACCACCUGGACAUGCUGAUAGUGGGCGUGCUCGUGGUGAUACUGGGCCUCCUAGGGCUCCCCUGGUACGUGGCGGCCACCGUCACCGCCCUGGCGCACAUCAUGAGUCUGAAGAAGGUCUCCGAGUGUACCGCUCCAGGAGAGAAACCGGUGUUUCUGGGAGUUAGGGAGCAGCGGUUGACAGCGCUAAUGGUGGCCAUUUUCAGCGGUCUGGCCGUGUUGUUCACAUCUGUGCUUAAUUACAUCCCCAUGCCGGUCCUGUAUGGGGUGUUCCUGUACAUGGGCGUGGCACCACUGAGUGGAAUGCAGCUCAUUCAGCGCGUGCUGAUCAUCUUCAUGCCGGCCAAGUACCAGCCGGACUACUCAUUCGUGCGUAACGUGCCCAUCCGCCGCGUGCAUCUGUUCACCCUGAUCCAGGUGAUCGGCCUAAUCGUUCUCUGGGUCGUGAAGAGCAUAGAGAGUAUCUCCAUCGUCUUCCCGCUCAUGGUGUUGUUCCUUUGUUUCGUUCGCAAGGGACUGGACAAGCUGUUUACCCAGCGCGAACUUAAAUGGCUCGAUGACAUACUGCCGGCCACGGAAGUGAAGAAAGAGGAAGCAGAAGUAGUUAAGGAACAGGAAUCCGAACCGCCCAAGGUCAUGAUAACGGUCGAAGAUGUUGAUACGAAACAACCAGAUGACGUCAUACCGGAAACGGAAACGGAGCUCAACGGGGCCCUGCCAAGCCGGAAGGCGCUGGAACCGAGGAUGAGCGUGACGUUCACCUGUAAAACAGACAUCGACCGCAUAAAGGCAAUGACACCGGAAGUUAUUACAGACCGCCGGAAGUCGCUCAUAUUCGCCGUGGAGCGGAGGAGAUCCCUAGCCCCUUCGCUGUCCGAAACGGAUAAACUGAAGUUUUCGCCUGCGCCUAAGCGAGCAUUCGGCCGGAGGCUGUCCUGCGAGGCGUACUCGCCGCUUUUCUCGCCGACAAUGUCCUCCUCGGUGGAGACCCACAAUGUGCUGAACAAAAUGUUUUCACUUCCGGCCAUUACUUCCGACGUCAACGAGGUGGAAACGGACUCCGCGUCUGAUCACGAAACCAGUUCAAAUAAACAUGGGAAGAAAAAAUAAGCAAAGUCUUAUGUGUAACCCCAUUUAAAUCGUCCGUUAGUCUUAUGUGUAACCCCAUUUAAAUCGUCCGUAAGUCGUAUGUGUAACCCCAUUUAAAUCGUCCGUAAGUCUUAUGUGUAACCCCAUUUAAAUCGUCCGUUAAGAAAAAAAGUACACGUGUAUGAAGUUUCAUUAACAACAAAUACAGGCACAAAUAGAAAAAUCUGACACAAGCAAUUAUCUGUUAAAGGUUCGAGAUUAAAGUAUACUAAAUUAUUGAGAUGCCGUGAUAAUCUUUCUAAAAAUCGCCUUUAUUUUCUGCAAUACUUGUCGCGAAGGACGCUCAUUAUGUAUGCAAGGAAAGAAUUGCUGUUCAAUUUGAAAUCACUUAUAUGUUUUUAAAUCCGAGACAACAGCGGAAAAAAAACUUUCCCAAAGGCGGAUAACAUUUAACUAAAUAAGUAACAAGAAAAAAAAGAAAUUGUAUCAUUAUUAAAUUCUAGUAUGUUCAUGAAAAAAUGUAAGGUUAUGAGGGUAUCAUGCCCGAAAUGUUAAAGGUUUUACAUUAAAUUUUAUAGGAAGCAUAGGAAUCAAUACAGUGAGAACUUAAGCGUUUUAUGAGUCGAACGCAAACUAAAACAAAGUUAAUAAUUAUUAUAUGUAACGCAUACUGAAUACCUUCAUUGAAUACAAACACACAUUAAAUAGGCAUAUAAUUAAAUGCUUGCGUACUAUAACAGUUUACAAGCCAUGAGUGUACAUUUAAAUAUUAUUCAGGUUUUUGACAGAAUUUUGAGGACAUAUAUGUCCACCAGCUAUACUCUUUACCUUGAUGACGUAUUAUGUAUGUAUCAAAGUGCCUAUAUUUGUAAUUUAUUUUAUUCAGCAAAUGUAUUCUUGAUUGAAAUGUACAGCAUCAAUUACGUAUAUUAUUUUCUUCCACUUUUUGAUAUUGUAUUCCUCUUUCAUGUUAUUCUUUGCGUAUAUACCGGUAAUGUUUUUAUGUGAACAUGUUGUUAAUUUUAUUUUUUAGCAGACACAACAUAACUAGCUUUAAAACUUUUUAAUUGGUUAAGUAAAGGUGUUAUAGUAGCAUAAUUUUAUUUCUAAGACAUAUUUGUUAAUUUGUAAAUAUGUAAAUACACUAUAUUUUAUACGACUAUUAAAGCCCAUAUCAACUUCAGCUUUAAAAUAUGUUACUGUAUACAUCCUAGUCAUUUUUCUGCAGGUAUGUACUCUGUUCGAUUUUAUACGAGUAUUAAUGUCUAUUAAAUUAAACCUACAGUAUUG